Molecule: messenger RNA, 504 nt
Organism: Mucor mucedo
Lineage: Eukaryota; Fungi; Mucoromycota; Mucoromycetes; Mucorales; Mucoraceae
Exons: 6
Coding region: 1-504 (167 amino acids)
Source: RefSeq, a predicted model, not a curated record
AUGUUUGGAAUGUUUACGCUAUUACUAUUUCCUUUCAAAAAUGCAUUUAUCGCACUAUUUGUUACAGUCGUACUGGAACCGAAACUGUGGCAAACAUUACAAAGCCGUCCUGGAUAUUCGUUCAUCAUUGACUCUGAGAAUAAUACUUUGGUGGAUAUCAAAACAUCAACCUAUGUUCUCCGUCACAUUCUGUCAUCACCAACAUUGCGUCAACAAUACCAAAAUCUUGAUAGCAGAACAAUUAACGUAACUUUAUAUUCCAAAUGGCUUCGGGAUGUUGGCAAGUUCGUUGAAUUCCUUGCCGUGAUGUGCGAUGUGACCAGUGGACAACCAACAAGAGAACACUCUUUUGUAUUGCGACCAGUAUAUAGCCAGAUUUCUGCACAAGCUGAUCGGUCGCCUCUUGGUUUUAUAUUUGGCGUUAAUUCGCUCCAUGGAAAGAAAAAUGGCUGUCUAUCUUUUAUGAUUACAGCAGGUAUAUUUGGAUUUGAAGAUACUCUGUGA